This is a messenger RNA of Dichomitus squalens LYAD-421 SS1, 1120 nucleotides long. Its product is annotated as NAD(P)-binding protein. The coding region runs from base 64 to 1029 and encodes 321 amino acids. The transcript is spliced from 8 exons. The record is from RefSeq and is a predicted model, not a curated record. NCBI's taxonomy places the organism in Eukaryota, Fungi, Basidiomycota, Agaricomycetes, Polyporales, Polyporaceae.
CAUGCGUCAUGUCUGCUGGAAGUGCCGCGCUCAGCCCUCAGGCCUCUCUCCUGACCAGCUACCAUGGGUAACGCACUCUCCGAGUUUCAGAAGAAGCUCCCUGCUCUCGGGCAGAUAUACCCGCCGAAGUCCAAGUUCAGCGUCGACCUGAUUCCGGACCUGACGGGUCGCGUGAUAAUCGUUACAGGUGGUAACACCGGGCUAGGCUACGAAACGGUCAAGGCACUAUUGCAGCAUAAUGCGAAGGUGUACCUUGCUGCACGGAGCAAGGAGAAGGCAGAGAAAGCGAUUACCUCAUUGAAGGAGGCGACAGGCAAGGAGGCCGUCUUUCACGAGCUCGAUCUGAGUGACCUAGCGGCCGUCAAGAAGUCCGCCGAAGAUUUUCUCAGUAAGGAGAAAGAGCUCCAUGUCCUAUACAACAAUGCGGGAGUGAUGUGGCCCCCUAUCGAGAUGCUCACGAAAGACGGUCAUGACCUCCAGUUUGGGACGAAUGUUGUCGGCCCGUUCCUCUUUACCGAGCUACUCAUGCCGGCCCUAAUUGAAGGCACGAAGACAUCCCCCGACCAGCAUGCGCGCGUCAUCGUUGUCUCGUCGAGCGGAGCAUACGCCGAGACGCUCCACUGGGGCACCUUCAAAGAUUCCCCGGAACGGCGCAAACUGUCGACGCAAUCUCUGUACUACCAGAGCAAGCACGCCAACGUCAUAGUCGCGCGACAGAUUGCAAAGCGCUAUGCCGACAAGGGCAUCGUUGCGAUCUCGUUGAAUCCAGGGAACAUCACGACUGACCUCCAGCGCUACGUGCCUCCGCUCGCGUCCAAGAUCAUGAGCACAAUUCUCCUCUACCCUGCACCUCAGGGUGCGCUCACGCAGCUGUUUGCUGGCACGAUGCCCGAGGCUCUGAACUACAACGGAGAGUAUAUGAUUCCGUGGGCACGCUUGGGCAAGUGCAGGCCGGAGUGCUACAAUGACGAGAUCGGGGAACGGCUGUGGAAGUGGCUGGAGGACGAGGUCAAGUCGUAUCGUACUUGAAGGUGCAAAGCUGCCUGUAAUAUCCGAAAGCGCUUUCAGUCGUGAUUCUGGUGAACUCGUGGUAGUUGGAAGUGCAUGGCAACCCUCGAGC